AUGUUCACUACUGUCACAGCCCUCUGCUCACUACCACAAGCUGCUUGCUGUCACUGUUCACUGACUACUGUCACAGUCCUCUGCUCAUUACCACAGGCUGCUUGCUGUCAGUAUUCACUGACUACUGUCACAGUCCUCUGCUCACUACCACAAGCUGCUUGCUGUCACUGUUCACUGACUACUGUCACAGUCCUCUGCUCACUACCACAAGCUGCUUGCUGUUACUGUUCACUGACUACUGUCACAGUCCUCUGCUCAUUACCACAAGCUGCUUGCUGUCACUAUUCACUGACUACUGUCACAGUCCUCUGCUCACUACCACAAGCUGCAUGCUGUCACUAUUCACUGACUACUGUCACAGUCCUCUGCUCAUUACCACAAGCUGCUUGCUGUCACUCUUCACUGACUACUGUCACAUUCCUCUGCUCACUACCACAAGCUGCUUGCUGUCACUAUUCACUGACUACUGUCACAGUCCUCUGCUCACUACCACAGACUGCUUGCUGUCACUGUUCACUGAAUACUGUCACAGUCCUCUGCUCACUACCACAAGCUGCUUGCUGUCACUGUUCACUGACUACUGUCACAGUCCUCUGCUCAAUACCACAGGCUGUGUGCUGUCACUGUUCACUGACUACUGUCACAGUCCUCUGCUCAUUACUACAAGCUGCUUGCUGUCACUAUUCACUGACUACUGUCACAGCCAUAUGA
Saccostrea echinata is the source of this 711-nucleotide messenger RNA. RefSeq names its product keratin-associated protein 10-6-like. The transcript has a single exon. The record is from RefSeq and is a predicted model, not a curated record. Bases 1 to 711 code for a protein of 236 amino acids. NCBI's taxonomy places the organism in Eukaryota, Metazoa, Mollusca, Bivalvia, Ostreida, Ostreidae.